CCCCCCUAUAAAUAUAUCGUCCAAUAUAUCUUUCUGCAUUACAAAACUUUAGACUGCCUAAGCAAAUUAGUUUUAUUCUACAUAAUACAGGCAAAUUACGAAGUGUUCAAGCGUCCCACUACAAGCAAACCAAACCAUAAGCAUGGAAGAAUCACCUGAUCCUCCAUUUGUGGAGACAUACAAAAGUCUUUUUGAUAUUAUUCUCGAUUCAAACAAACACAAUGACCUCUUCAUGGUGGAAGAAUGCGAGUUGCCUUUGAUAAAUCUUCAUCAAUUAAAAUACGGAGACAAAUUCGAGAGGGAACAGUGCAAGAAGAAGAUAGCUAAGGCAUCGCGAGAAUGGGGUUUUUUCCAAGUGAUGAAUCACGGAGUUUCAUCGGAUAUUUUGGACAAAAUGAGGAUGGAGCAAGUCAAGCUUUUCAAGAAAACAUUCAAUGAGAAGACGAACAUUGAAGAGAGUCUCAAUUUCUCCGAAGGAAGUUACCGUUGGGGAACGCCAACGGCUACUUGCCUUCGGCAGAUUUCUUGGUCGGAGGCAUUUCAUGUACCUCUCUCUGAUGUUUCAUGUUCAAAGGGUUUCACCAGCCUGAGCUCCACCAUGGAACAAUUUGCAAUAACACUAUCAGAAUUAGCACAACAAUUAGCAAGAUUAUUAGCAGAGGAAUUGGGACGUUAUAAUAAGUUGGAUUAUUUUAAAGAAACAUGUUUGCCAAGUACUUGUUACCUAAGAAUGAAUAGAUAUCCAGCAUGCCCUAUUUCUCCACAACUCUUUGGAUUAAUGCCACACACUGAUAGUGACUUCCUCACAAUAUUGCAUCAAGAUGAAAUUGGAGGGUUGCAAUUAUAUAGAGAUGGAAAAUGGAUCUCUGUUAAGCCUAAUCCUGAAGCACUUAUCAUCAAUAUAGGAGAUUUAUUCCAGGCAUGGAGCAAUGGUGUUUAUAGAAGUGUUGAACAUAGAGUUGUGACAAAUAAAUUUAAAGAGAGAUUUUCAACUGCAUUUUUCUUGUGUCCCUCUUAUGAUACAGAAAUACUUAGUUGUGUUGAACCUCGUGUUUAUAGAAAAUUUACAUUUAGAGAAUUCAGACAACAAGUCCAAGAGGAUGUCAAGAAUUUUGGUUAUAAAGUAGGUCUUCCUAGGUUUCUUGUAUCAACCCACUAAACACACACACAAAAAAAAAUAUUGCACUUAAAUUACGGGAGAUUUGGUUUUGUAGCCCUUUAUAAAUUUAUUUUUAUUUUUAUGUCUUUUUUAUGAGAGAUUUUAAGUUUGACACAUAAGAGAUCCAAAAAUGUCAUU
Solanum dulcamara is the source of this 1297-nucleotide messenger RNA. RefSeq names its product gibberellin 2-beta-dioxygenase 8-like. Lineage: Eukaryota; Viridiplantae; Streptophyta; Magnoliopsida; Solanales; Solanaceae. The record is from RefSeq and is a predicted model, not a curated record. Bases 143 to 1159 code for a protein of 338 amino acids. The transcript has 5 exons.